GGUCUAUGACGACGUGUUCUCUUGCGCAAAACUCACCAUACCACCGGCUUUGAAUGACCAAGGCGACAUUACCAGCAUGGGCGACACAUUCAAUGAGCUUCUUUUCUCGUUAGCUGCCAGGGCUGCGGAUGACCACGAGGAUGACGGCAGCAAGGAAAGCACCAGCCUACUACUGAAACGAGGUGUGACCGCACACAGCGACAGCGAAGCGGAGCAGGAAAGCGAUAGCCGUCGCACCAAUAUCUCCAGCAGCAAUUCCAGUCGCAGGCAUGGCAACAGAAGCAUGCUCCACUCUAUGUAUGCGUCACCCAAGCAGACUAUCCCGCAGCGGAGACAGUCUUCCGUUCCUGGAUCGCCUACUCUGCAUGGUGCGCUGAAGGAAACAUUGAUGAUAUUGCGUUUGCCACUGUUUUUCUCAAUCAAAGAUGAUCAAACUAGAAGCUAAUGCUGUUGCUAUCAACUGCUGGGGAUGGAAAUUCAGAUCUUCUGCAGGAGCAGGGAACACCUUCGCCGUUCAUCAGUAACAUGUCAGAUCCAUGGGAUAAAGAUCGUGAUGAACCAAGUUUCGAUGUAAGGGGAAGAGGUAGUGGCAAAGGUUCUUUAGAAAAAUCGCGAUCGAGCUCAAGUAUGGUUAUCGAAGAUGCUUCUCCACCCUUGCCCUGGAAAGACCCCAAGAGUCCAUUUGCAUCUAAAGAGGACCUGAGUUCAAGCCACCGAUUCAGCAUGGACGCCAUAUCGGACGGCGCUUUUGUAAUGCCAGCGAGCCUCUCUGACUCACAGCACCUUCCACCAUUGGCGGAGGCGUCCACCAGCGCUUACAGCAAUCCAAGCACGAGUACAUCAGCUGAGCCAAAGAAGAAAAGAUGGGGCCCUAAAGGGCAAAGGGCGACAUUAGGCUCGGUAUCGGUAGACGAUUCCUCAAAGCACCCACCAUCCGCUUCAGCUUCGACCAUAGAAACAUCCUCUCCAAUAAUAGCGACCCAUCCCAUAACUGGAUCAGAAGUCUCAAAAGCAUCACAAACACUCCCUGAUGAAACGUCAGCAGCAAAUUCAGCCAAUAAUUCGUCCGCCAAACCAUCUACAUUUGGCCUUCAUACAUUUUCAGGACCAGGGAUGGGCAUUGUCUCUGGACUGACGUCGCUCAAAAAUUCGAUCAUGAUUCCUGCCAUGUCCUCUACAGCACACAGGACCGAGAGGACCAAGGGAUCCCAGGCGAGUUCCUUGACCGCCUCCCAGAGUAGCCUCCUGGACUUUGUAGAUGAGGACCAGCCACCAUUACAGUCUCACCGACAUCAAUCUAUGUUAUUAUCUCGUCCAGAAUCGCCUGGAUUGUUGCGGAGCAGGUUUUUAAAGACGGCGAACGACCUAGGAUCAGGCAGUUUGAUGCUGGAAAGAAAAAACAACGAUUCGAGGAAGGAAAGCAGGGAUAGCCGCGUUGCUAGAACCAAUACCCAUCAUUCCACAUUUGGUAUUACCUCGGAGCACAGAUCGACAUCGUCCAUGUCCACGACUUCACAGCGGUACUCGAGUAGCCGGGGUCAUGUUUCCAGUAGCAACAGUGCUACUCAUUCGCUCUCGCUACUCGAAACAGAAUUCCAGCAGCUGAUUAUGAAACAGGGUCAGCUUUCUGCACACAAGAUUGAGCUCUGCAAGGAGCUGCUCUCGCUCUACAGUCGUCGGAAUACGAACGAACAACGACAAGAGGAAGCGACGCGAACAGAGCAAUUUGAGGAGGCGGAUGUAGCAGCAACGACCAUUCGCCUUAUCCAUGAGCGUGUCCAAAAGGUUGAAGGAGCAUACAUGGAGACGGACAGAGCACUUUGGAAGAGUAAGAAGCGACAGGACGAGCUGAGCAGACAGAUCGCCGAUAUGCAGCAGGCCGUGAUGCAUGAGAUGGACCAGAUGCGCCAGGAGAGAGAGACGGAAAAGGGGGUUCGUCGGAUGGAGUUACAAAGGGUUCGGGAGAGCGAGAUGGAACGGAUUCAAGGCGAACGGGACGAGGUUGAGAAGGAGAAGAGCGAUAUUGCUCUUGGACAAGAUUUCUUGGGAAAGAACGAGGCCGAGCUGCUGGAAAGGAUGGAGGAGGAGACUAAGACAGAGCAGGAUGAGAUGGACGACUUGAUUGAGAAGCGGAAUGCCACUCGAACCGAAAUCAAAGAGUUGACGAGGAAGCUAGAACAGCUCAGGAAUCAGGACAAGGAGUAUGGUCGUAGCAUUAACAUCCUUCAGGGCAAGAUCGCUGUCAUUGCUCAGCAGUUUGACGGACUCGCCAAAGAGGUUUCGCGCGAGAAACGCGGGCUGGAGCGUCGUAUGACCGAAGUUCAAGCCAAGACUCAACAUCUCGACCAUCAGGAAUCCAGCGUCCUGAAGGCUGUGCACGAGGCAGAGGCCACGCAGGAGGAGAUUGCGAGUGAGAUCCAUCAAAUCAACUUGCAACGCGAUCGGCUGGAGGAAGUGCGCCGGCUGUUUGAGGGCGAGCAGGCGAUGAUCCAAAAGUUGCGAUUAGAGGAGGAGGAAUUCAGGGAGAAGGAGGCCGGGUGGAACAUGCGGGCGAGCAGUCUGGGUGAGGGUCUAAAGAAGUAUGAGUCGCAAAUCGAGGCAUGGACGAACCAGAGCGUAACAGAUCAGAAAGCCAUUACAAAUCUCGAACUGGAUUUAGAUGCGACUAAAAAACGGAUAAGUACAGUUGAGACGCUCAAGACGCUCUCGAUUCAACGGCGCGAUUUUAAACAGGCUUCACAGUGUUCAGCCGAGCUCGCAAAGUGUAGGGAGACGAUAGCUCAGCAGCAGACAGAGCUGGAUAAUUUGACCUCCAAGAUGAAUGGACAGGCGCAGAAGCAGCUCAAGAGCCUUGAGAAGGAAUAUGAGGACGCAAAAGCGCUUGCCAAGAGCGAGGAGGACACUCUGUUUAAGGAAAUCCAGACUGCAACCACGGAGGCCCUCGAUCGAAUCAAUGCUUUAACUUCAGAUACAGCGGAAGAGCAAAAGGACAGCCACGACGCAGCGAUGAAUGGCGCAUCUGCAGAAAGGCCUGACGACUCUAAAACAAGGACAGUAUCGAGUUCCACGGGUCAACUGUCCCGCCGACUACUGAACGAGAUGCGUAGCGAGAUCGAGAAUGUAUGUGCGAUUGCACGGAUCCGCUUCGGCCGUGAGGAACCUGUUUAUGUGGUCAGCAGCCAAUCCACAGGAAAUUUAUCGUCUGGCUCAAAUGCUGCACUGAAGACAGAUUCGGUAGAAAGUGUACAGGAACAAAGGCAGCGACUAGAGCGAGAUAUUGAGGCUGCGGUGGCCGAGGAAGACUACGACGCAGCAGCCGAGCUUCAGAUGCAGUUAGACGCCCUUUAGACAGAUAGCAGGAUACUUCUGCACGGUUCUCGUUUUUGUUUGCAUCCUCUGCAGAUGCAGCCUGACUCAACCACAACACCUUCAAAGGCAUGAUACAAAAAAAAAUAUACGAAAAGAACGGGGCGCAGGCAAACAUUGUUAUCGAUUAUUCAAGGGUUAUAUAAUCGUAGCCACUACAUACGAAAAGGCACCCGUCUAUGUUGAUCGUUGGAUAUGGCUGCCCAACGUCAGGCCCAGUCGGCACCCAAUGCUGGGAGUACUCGGCGGUCACCUGAUAUCUGCUCAAUGAUUGGUGAAUCCGUUCCCCGCUGACUCAAAGCACCGGGCUGGCAUAAAAGCACGCCUUCGCUGCACGCU
Gamsiella multidivaricata is the source of this 3705-nucleotide messenger RNA. RefSeq lists its product as uncharacterized. Lineage: Eukaryota; Fungi; Mortierellomycota; Mortierellomycetes; Mortierellales; Mortierellaceae. Gene Ontology annotation, biological process: cilium assembly. The coding region runs from base 445 to 3348 and encodes 967 amino acids. Gene Ontology annotation, cellular component: intermediate filament cytoskeleton; microtubule; mitochondrion. The record is from RefSeq and is a predicted model, not a curated record. The transcript has 4 exons.